AAAAAUCAGUUUUCCAACAACAGAGAGAAACAGAGAGGGGUUAUGUGGGUGUAUGAUGAGCUUCUGACUUAUUAAUGGCAAUGGCUUCUAAGAAAGUUUACAUAGAAGAGGAGGAUAAUGUGGCUUCCAUGGUAUGCAGUUUUAUCGCUGAUCUUAGCAGAAAGACUGUGCAAGAGAAAGGGGCAUUUUAUAUUGGCGUGUCGGGUGGUAGUGCUGCUAAAAUUUUUUGCAAUGGUCUUUCAGCUAUCAGCGAUUUGCAGUGGGACAAAUGGCAUAUCUAUUUUUGUGACGAACGAGUUGUAGACUUCAAUAAUGCGGAUAGCACAUAUAAAUUCUAUAAGGAGAAUCUUAUUGGCAAAGUUAACCUACCGGAAUCACAACUGUAUGCAAUUGAUCCAUCUUUGGAUUUAGAGGAUAUAGCCAUAGAUUAUGCUAAGAAGAUUGACGCUAUACCAAAGGACAAACAUGGACUACCGGUCUUUGAUUUGCUUAUACUAGGAAUGGGUCCAGAUGGGCACACAUGUUCAUUAUUUCCUGACCAUAAGCUCCUUGAGGAGAAGAAUUUGACAGUAGCAUCAAUUAGUGAUUCACCAAAACCACCACAGUGCAGGAUCACUUUAACAUUCCCAGUCAUCAAUGUGUCAAAGAGUGCGCUCUUUAUCUCAAUGGGUGCAAGCAAAGCAGAAAUGGUGGCAAGGAUACUGGAAGGAAAUGAAAGCAAUCCACUGCCAGCAGCCAGGGUGCAACUGAAAAAUGGUUUAGUUCACUGGUUUUUAGAUAAAGCAGCUUCAGCAUCUUUGAAAGGAAAAUAUUAGAUAUUGCUUUUCAAUACUGUACAUCCCUUUUUAAAUAAAGUUCAUUUUGAGAAAAGUCCAUUUAAAAAUGUCUUAAUAUUGUAAUUUUGUAUUUAGUACUGUAUUAUUUUCUCUUCUAUUAUAUUUUGAUAUUUUGUAUUACUAUGUAGUGUAGAAGAGUCAUGUAAUAAAUAUGAUUCUUUUCUCAAAAUAUAUGUUUGAAAGGAAAUGUAAAUAUACAGAUUAUAAGAUUAUGAAUUCUGAGUUCUAACUAUAUAUAUAGUCUGUGUCAUUUAAUGUUACUGUACCUACAGGAUGUUUCACCUCUGUAAUAAUACCCCUGAUAUUGUAUUAACUUAAAUAUUAAUGAAUGUUGUAUUCUGUACAACAGAAAUUUGUGAUUUUUUUUAGUAAUAAAAAUCCUAUUUCAAGUGAUCUAUUACCAGUACACA
This is a messenger RNA of Anneissia japonica, 1246 nucleotides long. Its product is annotated as 6-phosphogluconolactonase-like. Gene Ontology annotation, molecular function: 6-phosphogluconolactonase activity. The transcript has 4 exons. Lineage: Eukaryota; Metazoa; Echinodermata; Crinoidea; Comatulida; Comatulidae. The coding region runs from base 75 to 815 and encodes 246 amino acids. Gene Ontology annotation, biological process: carbohydrate metabolic process; pentose-phosphate shunt. The record is from RefSeq and is a predicted model, not a curated record.